Parnassius apollo (apollo) is the source of this 333-nucleotide messenger RNA. Lineage: Eukaryota; Metazoa; Arthropoda; Insecta; Lepidoptera; Papilionidae. The record is from the annotation of a GenBank genome assembly.
AUGAGGCUUAGACGGUUACCACAAAGUGCAAAACUCGAGGAAUUACUAAGAGAAGACGAAGAAGAGAAUGAAUCAGAGCUCAGCGUCCAAGGCUCUGAAACUUCCGACCACAUCGUUGUGGAGGAACCACGAUCUGCUGAGGAAUCAAACUGCUCCGACUCAGAAGAGGAUGAUUUGCCACUUUCAGAAAUAGGUAGCUGUUUUACAGGGCGCGUUAAAGUAACGAAGUGGCAAAACUCUAACAAUAACAGAGUGAGGCCUCAAGUUCAAAAUAUUCUCACAGAAGAUGCGGGCACUCGUAGGAAAUGUGUGGGGGUGACAGAAAUAAAGUAA